Molecule: messenger RNA, 1056 nt
Organism: Anolis sagrei ordinatus
Lineage: Eukaryota; Metazoa; Chordata; Lepidosauria; Squamata; Anolidae
Source: RefSeq, a predicted model, not a curated record
GGAUCCUGGGUUAUGACCUGGCAGUGUGGACUCAUACAAUCCAGUCCAAAGCAGAUAAUUAUCUGGGAUCAGAUCCUGGGGUAUAGGUCCAGUGUAGACCGCGCCUCAGUUAAGAGGGGCCCAUUUGGGAAGAGUUGGGGUCAGAGGACAGGCUCCUCGGGUCCUUCCUCCAAUCUUUGCUCCGGUCCCAAGUUCUUCCAGAAGGCGGCAGGGAACGUGCGGGAGAACACGGGAGAAGACCUGGACACGGAGCAGCUCAUCCACGAGACGUGCCGGAACUGCCUGGAGCAGGCUAAACUUCUCUUCUGCGACGGCAAGAAGUCUGUGGCGAGGUUGCCGCACGAGGUCCCCGUCCUGAAGCGGGCCAAGCCAGCAGACGAGGACGUGAGCCAGCAGCAGGGAAGCCCCGCCCCCAAAAAGCGGAAGGGACGGCCUCCGGGACAGAGCCAGCUGAGCAACCAGAAGCCUGUGGCAGUGAACAUGAGCAAAACCAAGCCCUGUGAGCCAGUGCAGAGGGAAGGCCCCAAGUGGGACCCCACCCGGAUCACAGAAUCCACCUGCUUUGUGCUGGGGUCGAGGGCAAACAAAGCCCUGGGCAUGGGAGGCACCCGAGGAAGGCUCUACAUCAGGCACCCACACCUCUUCAAGUACGCAGCAGACCCUCAGGACAAGCACUGGCUGGCGGAGCAGCACCACAUGCGUGCCACGGGGGGAAAGAUGGCCUACCUUCUUCUGGAGGAGGAUAUCAAGGAGCUGGCGGCAAGUGAAGAGUACAGAGGAUCUCUGGAGCUGAAGCUGGAUGAACUGAAGCCCUUCACGGCGCCGGCCUGGAUGGCCCAGAAGAUGCGCACCGCCAUGGAGGCCCUGCGCUGCGGGUGCGAAGGGGACCCACCCCCGCCCCCCAAGGACGCAUAGGGGAAGGGGCGGUGGGGAGGGGGGGCAGAGCAGGAUCUGCCCCCCUGUGUGCGCUCACUCUCUCUCCCUGCCUCUGGGCUGGACCUCUGGAAACCACCACAACAACCAUCAUCAUCCUAAUAAACACGCCACUCACUCCGG